GGGCUGAUUCUCCAGGAAAUAUGUCCCAGGGUCUGUUGACAUUCAGGGAUGUGGCUGUGGACUUCUCCCAGGAGGAGUGGGAAUGCCUGGACUCUGCUCAGAAGGCUCUGUUCAUUGAUGUGAUGGUGGAGAAUUACAGCAACCUGGUCUCUGUGGAGAACUAUUGUAUAUGUGAUACUGUCCAUCAACAUGUGAAGACUGAAAGGGAGCCUUGCCACUGUCAUAAGCUCGGGAAAAUGCUUCGUGAACCCUCCAACUGUACACCUUAUAAAGGAAGUGAAAGUACAGAAAACUCUAAUAACUACAGAUGCAGUAAUCACAAGAAUGCCACUAUUGAUUCUUCAAACCCAGAUAGACAUAAAAGCAUGCACACUGGGGAAGAACCUUGCACAUCUAAAGACUGUGAGAACUCUUUAAAUUUGUAUUCCAACAUUACUCAAGAUCAGAGACUCUGCACUGAAGAGAAAGAGCACAGACAGGAAGAAUGUGAUGACCAUUUCAGCUCUGCAUACAGUCUCAUGCAACAAACAAUCUACCUUGAAGAAAAACCACACAAGUGUGGGAAAUGUGGAAAAUGUUUCAGUACUUCCUCAAGGCUCAUUAAACAUCAAAGAAUUCAUACUGGAAAGAAACCUUAUAAGUGCAACAUUUGUGGUAAAUCUUAUAACCAGUGUGCAAAUCUGAAAAUACAUCAAAGAUUUCAUACCGGGGAGAAACCUUACAAAUGCAAAGAAUGUGGAAAGUCAUUUCGUCAGUCCUCAGUACUUAAAAGCCAUCAGAAAACGCACACUGGAGAGAAGCCUUACAAAUGUAAGGAAUGUGACAAAUCCUUUGCCCACUAUUCCAGUUUCAGGACACACCAAAAAAUCCAUACCAAUGAGGAACAUUGUAGUUGUCCAGAAUGUGGCAGGAACUUUCAUCAGCUUUCACACUUUAGAAAACAUUACAGACUCCAUACUGGAGAGAAGCCUUACAAAUGCAAUGAGUGUGACAGAUCCUUUACCCACUAUUCAUCAUUAAAAUGGCACCAGAAAACUCAUUCUCCAGAGACAUAUUACAAAUGCAAAGAAUGUGGUAAGUCCUUUAUUGAAUUGUCACACCUUAAAAGACAUUACAGAAUCCAUACUGGUGAAAAGCCUUACAAAUGUGAGAUAUGUGACAAAGCCUUUACUGUGAAUUCAACUCUUAAAACACACCAGAAAAUUCAUACUGGAGAGAAACCUUACAAAUGUAAGGAAUGUGACAAAUGUUUUUCUCAUAACUCACAUCUUAGAAGACAUCAGAUUGUUCAUACAGGAGAGAGUCCGUACAGAUGUAAGGAAUGUGAUAAAUCUUUUCCUGAGUGCUCAGCUCUUAGAGAACAUGAGAAAAUUCAUUCUGGAGAGAAAACAUACAAAUGUGGAGAAUGUGACAAAUCCUUUACCCAACGUUCAUAUCUUAGAAGUCAUCAUCAGAGAGUUCACACUGGAGAGAGACCUUAUGUAUGUGAGGAAUGUGGCAAAUCUUUUACUACUUGCUCAACUCUGAGAAAACAUCAGAAAAUUCAUACUGGAGAGAAACCUUACAAAUGUAUGGAUUGUGACAAAUCCUUUAUCCAUAACUCACAUCUUAGAACACAUCAGAGAGUUCAUAGUGGAGAGAGACCUUACACUUGUAAGGAAUGUGACAAAUCUUUUACUAGGUGCUCCUACCUUAGAGCACAUCAGAAAACUCAUACUGGAGAGAAACCUUACAAAUGCAAAAACUGUGACAUGUCUUUUCUCCGGAUUUCUAGUCUUAAGAUACACCAGAAAAUCCAUACUGGAGAGAAACCUUACAAAUGCAAAGACUGUGAUGUAUCAUUUAACCAGAUUUCAAAUCUCAAAAGACAUCAGAAACUUCAUACUGGAGAGAAACCUUACAAAUGCAUAAAGUGUGGCAAAUCCUUUACUCAUAAUUCAAAUCUUAGGACACAUCAGAGAGUUCAUACUGGAGAGAAACCUUACAGAUGUCUGGAAUGUGACAAAUGUUUCACCAGGUGCUCCUAUCUUAGAGCACAUCAGAAAAUUCAUACUGGAGAGAAACCUUACAAAUGUAUGGAAUGUGAGAAGUCCUUUAUCCACCUGUCAAAUCUUAGAAGACAUCAGAGAGUUCAUACUGGAGAGAAACAUACUGUUGUAAAUAAUGUGACAUAGCAUUUAUCUGGUAUUCUAUCUGUUUACAAAUCCCAACAGUAUGCAUAAUAGAAACAUAAAGAGAAGAGACUUGUGAAAAUUUUAGUAGAGUUUUUAAAAUAAAAUUUUGCAAAUGUAAUUAUGUGAAAAGCUUUCUUUUCCCUCCCACCU
Acomys russatus (golden spiny mouse) is the source of this 2324-nucleotide messenger RNA. Its product is annotated as zinc finger protein 54-like. The transcript is spliced from 3 exons. Gene Ontology annotation, biological process: regulation of transcription by RNA polymerase II. Gene Ontology annotation, cellular component: nucleus. Bases 21 to 2174 code for a protein of 717 amino acids. Gene Ontology annotation, molecular function: RNA polymerase II transcription regulatory region sequence-specific DNA binding; DNA-binding transcription factor activity, RNA polymerase II-specific. The record is from RefSeq and is a predicted model, not a curated record. Lineage: Eukaryota; Metazoa; Chordata; Mammalia; Rodentia; Muridae.